AAAAAUGGCGGACCACAUUCCCAUUCACAUUCCCUGCAUUGCUUUUCCUUUCUUAAAAUCAAACCUUUAUUCUCUCCAAUUUUCCUCUAAACCAAUUAGAUCAUGUCUUCUUCUACCACCUCCCAUCCUCUGUUUUCUACUCUUCUCUCUUUCUCCGCUCUCAUUCUCCUCUACUUCCCCGCCUUUCUCUGGACUUCCCUCCUCUCCCCCCCCGUCCUCCUCGCCGGACUCCUCUUCCUCUCCCUCCUCCGCCUCGGCGCCACUCAAUGCCAAAUCUCUCAACUUCAAUCCAAUUUAUCUCCUCAACAAGAAUCACAAGCCUCUAGUCCUGCUCCCAUUUCCUCCUCCGCCUCCGCUUCCUUCGAGAAAUCUUUCGUACAGUGGAACGUGAGGGCGCCCUUGGAGGUUAUUUACGAAGACUAUGAAGAAGAAGAAGAAGAAGAAGAAGCCCAAGAUAAUAAGGACGAUCCAGAGCCUCGACGCACCCGAUCAAUCCAGUGGUACCCAUCGCUGUCGCUCUACUAUCCGGAAACGGACUCCGAUAGCUCGUCGGUGGAUGAGAUGGAGAACGUAUGUUUUAUGUGGGAUGAGGAGGAUGAAGACCGAGAUGAACUCAUUGAAAUUGAUUUGGAUAACAAGAAGAAGAAGCCGCCAUCGGAAUUUUUUCAGUUGGAGCCGGAGGAGGAUAAUUUGAUCGAGAUUGAUAUUUCUCCAACCGCUUUUCCAAUGUUUAUUAAUAUAUAAUAUAAUAAAGAUUUUCCAUUUCAUUGCUCAGUUUUAGGUUCAA
Molecule: messenger RNA, 787 nt
Organism: Benincasa hispida (wax gourd)
Lineage: Eukaryota; Viridiplantae; Streptophyta; Magnoliopsida; Cucurbitales; Cucurbitaceae
Source: RefSeq, a predicted model, not a curated record